This is a messenger RNA of Syngnathus typhle (broad-nosed pipefish), 2833 nucleotides long. RefSeq names its product signal transducer and activator of transcription 2 (gene stat2). The record is from RefSeq and is a predicted model, not a curated record. The transcript is spliced from 24 exons. Lineage: Eukaryota; Metazoa; Chordata; Actinopteri; Syngnathiformes; Syngnathidae. Bases 208 to 2520 code for a protein of 770 amino acids. Gene Ontology annotation, molecular function: DNA-binding transcription factor activity, RNA polymerase II-specific; RNA polymerase II cis-regulatory region sequence-specific DNA binding. Gene Ontology annotation, biological process: regulation of transcription by RNA polymerase II; response to peptide hormone; cell surface receptor signaling pathway via JAK-STAT.
UUCGCCGCGUUUAAAAGGAGUGGGAGGAACACUUCCGCGGAAAACGAGACCUAGGGAAAUACAGUCCAUAACACUGUCAUACCUGCGUUACACUUCCAGUCUGAUGGAAACCAUUGAUCGCGUACAGGCUGUAAAUUACGGCAAGAAAUCAAAUAUUGAAUAUACCAUUCUCCUGACAACUCGUUGACAUCACCAAACAAAACUAGAAUGUCUCAUUGGGAAAGGCUGAUGCAGCUUCCGGCUCCAUUCACACAACAGUUACAUGACCUGUAUGACAGGGAGGGUCUCCCCAUGGAAGUCCGUCAUUACCUGGCUGCAUGGAUAGAAUCACAGCAGUGGCAGCGAGCAAUCGACGACUACAAUUUGGCGAUGGUGCUGUUCCAGGCUCUGUUAGAGAAUCUAGAUAUCCAGUACAGUCGCUUUGUACAGGACAAGUCCGUCCUAAUGCAACACAACUUUCGACGCUAUAAGCAGAACUUUCAGAGGUACCUGGACAACCCACAAUACUUGGCAAACACAUUUUCUUGGUUCUUGGAAAAAGAAAAGGACAUCUUGCGCAAUGCGGAUCUAGCUGAGCAGGUGCAAGCUUUGCAAGUAGAACAAGGAUGCUUUGAGACCAGCACUCAGCGUGACCUUGACCGAAGAAUGGCCAGCCUAAAAUAUGAUGUGCAGUGCAUGGAACAUACAAUGGUGUGUCUUGAGGAGCAACAAGAUGAGUUUGAUUUUAAAUACCAGACAUACUUAAAAGAAGCCCCCACAACAAGCAACGCUGCAGACCCGCUACAAGCCAAAUUUCAGUUUUUAAUAAACAAACUCAACGACUCCAGAAAGAACACGCUGGUUGGGCUUCACAAACUUCUGGACAGAGCUGAGGACCUGAUAGAUGCUUUGGUGAACAAGGAGAUGGUGCAAUGGCAGAGGAGGCAGCAGAAAUCCUGCAUUGGAGCUCCAGAAAGAGUUGAUCUCGAUCAGCUUGAGAAAUGGUUUACCUGUGCUGCAGAAUGUCUCUUCCAAGUAUGUGAGUUCCUCAGUAAACUCGAGGAGCUAGCUGGGAAGAUGACCUAUGACAAUGACCCUGUGAAGUCCAAUAAACCGUUUCUGCAAAGGAGGACUCUAAAGCUCCUGACUGAUUUGCUCAAGAGUUCCUUUGUGGUUGAGAAUCAGCCGUCUAUGCCUCAGGGGAAAGGUCCUCUGGUUCUCCGCACAGGUGUGCAGUUUCCUGUCAAAACUAGACUUCUCGUCAAGUUUCCUGAACUGAAUCAUUCCAUGAAAGUCGACAUAUCAAUGGACCGGGAUGCCCCUCAGAUAAAAGGGUACCGUCAUUUCAAUGUCCUAGGCACCACAAGCAAAGACUUGAACAUGUCAGAGAAUGGGAAUGGCGGCAUGGUGGCAGAGUUCAGGCAUCUCACUUUGAAGGAGCAGAAGUCGAACGGUGGCGGUAAAGGAACCAGUGAUAUUUCUCUGAGUGUGACAGAGGAGCUGCACAUCCUUUACUUCAACACAACAUUUAAGUUGAAAGGAAUAUCUGUCGGGUUACAGGCCACCUCUCUACCAGUGGUUAUCAUCUCCAACUCCAGUCAGCAGCAGAGUGCCUGGGCAUCGGUGCUUUGGUUCAACCUGCUCAGCCAGGACCCCAAAGAUGUGACGUUCUUUGCUAACUCUCCGGCAGCUACUUGGCCACAAUUUGGAGAAAUGCUGAGUUGGCAGUUUCUGUUCGCCGAACGUGGUCUGAAUGACGCUCAGUUGGAAAUGAUCGCACACAGACUUUUUGGAAAGCAACAAAGCUACGAGAACUCUAGUAUAACUUGGUCCAAAUUUUCCAAGGAAAACAGUCCUGAAACCUUCUGGGUGUGGUUUGACAGCAUUGUGGUGAUGGUGGAAACCUAUCUUAAAAACUUGUGGAGGGAUGGGAUCAUCAUGGGCUUUGUGACCAAAUGCAAAGAGAAGAUGCUACUAAAGAAAAAACAGAAGGGCACUUUCUUGAUACGUUUUAGCGAAAGUGUCAUUGGAGGGAUCACUUUCUCCUGGGUGGAAAUUGGCACAAAUGGUGAUCCAGAAGUAAAGACAAUCCAACCUUUCACCAAAAAGGAUCUUUCCCAGAUUCCCUUCCAUGAAAUCGUCAGACAUUUCCUGAUCUUAAAAGAAGUCCCACAGAAUCCCCUACUUUAUUUAUAUCCCGACAUUCCAAAAGAUGAAGCUUUUGGAAAAUACUAUGCUGAUAAGAGUGGAAAUGACUCCCCUUACCUUAAAUACAUCAAAACCAGUCUCGUCUUUGUUUUAAAAGGGGACACAUUGGCGGCUGUGACAGAUGGUGAAGUCCCGCAGCCAUUGAGUGGUUUACAUGAAGAGGAUGCUGGGCAACUGAAGGAUUCUCCGGAUCCUCAUUUGGCUAAUUGUCAGGAGGACCCCUUGCUGUAUGACCCUAUUUUAAUCUCAGAAGAGGAUCUGCAGUAUCCCAGCAUCUCCAAUCACUUUUUCGAUUCUGACAUCUUUGUCGAUGAACUGCCUUGCGGUCUAUGAAAAGUUCAGUUACCCUGCCAAAUUGUUCAAACAUUGCUUCAAUUUCACUUUUCUACUCCUUUAUAAAUAACCUGUCAUUGUGAUCAUUAUGAAUAUAAUAACUCAUUAACCUUUGUUGACAAAUGUUGUUUGCGCCUUGUGCUACAAAAAACAAAACAAAAAAGAACAGACACACAAGAAAUAAACGGUACAUUUUGAGGUUACCGCUAACACUGGACAUCUGAUUGAAAUCACAAUAAGAAUCAAAUACAAACUUUUGUUCAAUGUACAAGUACAAUGUGACGUCAAAAUAAAGCUUGGACUACAGCUUAAA